AUCCGGAAGAGAGAGAAAGACGAAAGCUCCUUUAUUCCAGCGACGGUUAAGGCUUAUGGAGCAGGAAACAGGUCGCGAGGGAGACGAAACCGAAACCGAAACCGAAACGGAAGCGCUGAGGCGGAAGAGCGCGGAGAGCAGAACGCGACGACGGCCGAGGAGGGGGAGGAGAGGAGGAGCAUCAAGGCGUACCUAGCGAAGCUGCAGCUGAAAUCCUCGAUCGGACGCCGCUGUUCCUGCCUCCUCCGCUGCUUCCCGAGGCGCUCCCCCGGCAGGUUCCCGCCGGCGACCGGCAUGGCCACCCUCAGGGUCCCGGCCGUCGUCCCCUCCCCGUCCGACGACUGCCAGAGGCUCCGGAAGGCCUUCGAAGGAUGGGGAACGGACGAGAAGGCGAUCAUAUGGGUAUUAGGACACAGGAAUGCAAGUCAGAGGAGGCUAAUCAGUGAGACUUAUCAGCAGCUUUAUGACCAACCCCUCGUCGACAGUCUUCAUUCUGAACUCUCUGGCGAUUUCGGAAAAGCAGUGAUCUUUUGGACAUAUGAUCCUCCAGUGAGGGAUGCCAUAUUGGCAAACGAGGCCUUGCAGACUAAAAGGAAAGGCAUAAACCACUUACUUCCGAUUGUUGAGAUCGCAUGUGCGACAUCUCCCCACCAUCUCAUUGCCGUAAGGCAGGCCUACUGUUCACUCUAUAAUUGCUCGCUCGAGGAAGACAUCUUGUCAACAAUAUCUUCACCCUUCCGAAAGACCCUUGUAGGAUUGGUGAGCCCCUAUAGAUAUGAUAAGGAAGUGGUAAAUAUGGAUGUUGCUAAUUCAGAAGCAGCACUGCUGCACGAAGCAAUUGAAAGGAAGCAAUUGGAUCAAGAUUCUGUAUUGUGGGUUCUUGGCACUAGGAACAUCUUUCAGCUCCGAGCAACUUUCCAAUGCUACGAGCAGAACUACGGGAGUCCUGUUGACGAGGAUAUCAAGAGUUGCGGGAAGGGUGAUCUGGAAUCUCUGCUAGGAGUGAUAGUACGUUGCCUAGAUUGCCCCGAGAGACACUUCGCAGAGGUGGUCAGAAAUUCCAUAAUCGGGCUCGGCACAGAUGAAGAUUCGCUCACCAGAGCCAUCAUAACCCGAGCUGAAAUUGACCUGAUGAAGGUCAGAGGGGAAUACAACAACAUGUAUAACAGCAGCCUAGAUAGUGCCCUCAUCGGCGAUACAUCGGGAGAUUACAAAGAUUUCUUGUUGACGUUGCUUGGAGCAAAAGUAUAAGUUCCAUUCUUCCCUGCUUGUGUGUCCUGGCUUAAGUGUGCUUGUUUUGAUAUUGAAAACUCGCUCAUGUAUUUACACACCUUCUGCAGAGUGCUCGAACCAAUUGUUUGUGCAUUACUCCUAAUUCGUUGUGGCA
Molecule: messenger RNA, 1387 nt
Organism: Eucalyptus grandis
Lineage: Eukaryota; Viridiplantae; Streptophyta; Magnoliopsida; Myrtales; Myrtaceae
Product: annexin D3
Exons: 6
Coding region: 295-1251 (318 amino acids)
Cellular component (GO): cytoplasm
Molecular function (GO): calcium-dependent phospholipid binding; calcium ion binding
Source: RefSeq, a predicted model, not a curated record